AUGAAAAGUCCUUGUGGAAUAGAAUAUUUGCGUACAUCAUCACUUAUACUCGAUGAUCUUUCAGCUCAAGAUAAUAGUGAUUUUAGACGUGAUCGACCUACAUUACAUAAAGCAGCAAUACAUGAUGACAUACCAGACAAUUUAUGUGAAGGUCGUGCACAACUAUCUGCUAUUGAUUUAAUUGCUUUUUGUAUGAGUUUAAUUAAUCAUGAUCUUGUUACAAAUGGAUUUCCACCUGAACGUAUUAAUCGUAUUGUUGGUGAAAUAUCUUCAUCAAUGAAUGGUUUAUGUAUUGGACAAAUGAUGGAUUUACGUGCAAGACAUAUGGGUAUACGAAAAGAAGUUGAACAACUUGAUGAACUUGAUCAUAUUGCAUAG
Molecule: messenger RNA, 378 nt
Organism: Rotaria sp. Silwood1
Lineage: Eukaryota; Metazoa; Rotifera; Eurotatoria; Philodinida; Philodinidae
Source: the annotation of a GenBank genome assembly